Molecule: messenger RNA, 572 nt
Organism: Manis javanica (Malayan pangolin)
Lineage: Eukaryota; Metazoa; Chordata; Mammalia; Pholidota; Manidae
Source: RefSeq, a predicted model, not a curated record
GUGGUAGGCCACCAACAUACUUUAAUAUGAGGGUCAAGGGUGCAAUUAAAAACAAAUAUUAUAUUGGCGAGAGAAUAUAUUUUGAGUGUGUCCCAGGAUAUUAUCACUUCACUAUUCAUGUGAUGUCGGGUGUUUGUAAACCUGAUAACACGUGGACUACUCCUAUGGUGGAAGCAUGUUUAAAAAAAGAAUGCCCAAGUCCAGUAGUAAAACAUGGUGAAGCAUAUUCCCCAAAUAAAACCUUUGAAUACGAAUCAGAAGCUCAUUUUUUUUGUAAUGAAGGUUAUUACUUAGUUGAGAACAAAGUUAUACUUUGUAUUCUUGUUGGAAAUGAUGUGAAGUGGAAUGAUACUGUCCCAAAAUGUGAAAAGGUUUACUGUAAAUCACCUGGACAAAUAAAAAAUGGAAAGCACACGAAUAGCCACAGGGAUAUAUUAGAAUAUAAUGAAUUAAUAACUUACAGUUGUAAUCAUUCAAAAGGACCAGAAGAAUAUUCACUUGUUGGAGAGAGUAAGCUUAUUUGUUCUGGGAAUGGCAGGUGGAGUAGUGCCCCUCCUCAGUGUAAAGGAUAA